GUGACGCGUAGGUGCUGGCGGCCCGGGAGCGGCGGGGAGGGCGGCGCAGAGGCCCGGAGGAUGCUGAGCCCCUUUGCGGCCGGGCCCCGAGCACAGGAUGGCGAUCCGGGAGCUCAAAGUGUGCCUUCUCGGGGACACUGGCGUUGGGAAAUCGAGUAUUGUGUGUCGGUUUGUCCAGGAUCACUUUGACCACAAUAUCAGCCCGACCAUUGGGGCAUCUUUCAUGACCAAAACUGUGCCUUGUGGAAAUGAACUCCAUAAGUUCCUCAUCUGGGACACUGCCGGGCAGGAACGGUUUCACUCACUGGCUCCGAUGUACUAUCGAGGAUCUGCUGCCGCCGUCAUAGUGUAUGAUAUCACCAAGCAGGAUUCAUUUCAUACCUUGAAGAAAUGGGUGAAAGAACUGAAAGAACAUGGCCCAGAAAACAUUGUAAUGGCCAUUGCCGGGAACAAAUGUGAUCUCUCAGACAUUCGGGAGGUUCCCCUGAAGGAUGCUAAGGAAUAUGCCGAAUCCAUAGGUGCUGUCGUGGUCGAAACAAGUGCAAAAAAUGCCAUUAAUAUCGAAGAACUCUUUCAAGGAAUCAGUCGCCAGAUCCCACCCUUGGACCCCCAUGAAAAUGGAAACAAUGGUGCCAUCAAACUGGGAAAGCCAACCUCGCCCACCAGCCGCCGUCGCUGCUGUUGACCUGAAGCCAGACCUGCUUCCCGUGUCCUCUGUUGGGGGCCUGGCUCCUCACCCAGAGAGACGCAAGCCUGCGGCCGUUGCAAUCUGGAAGACUUCCAGGGAAUGGGGCAGGAAAUGCCCCCAUUAAAAAAAAAAAAAAAAGGAAUUUUAGGAAACUAUGGAAAAUUCCAGCAUACUGCCACGAAGUGACCUUUAGCAUUUUCAAUGCACUUGCAAGGGUACUGAAAUGAGCUAAACAGUAAAGUUGAGGUCCUUUGUUAAAAAUCUUUAAAUAUUCUUAAAUUUGUACAAAAGGUUUUCCUGGGUUUUGUAUGAUACUAACAUAGUGUUCCAUUCUGAUUUCCGGUGUUCCUUAGCCAAAUGUCAGUCACUUUUCCAGUGUCACUGCCUUUGAUACCGAACCAAAAGGGUGAUUUAAUCCAGUUUUCCUUUUAGCAGGAAGUAACUGGACCAUCACUGGAGCUGUAGACCAGUACUUGCGCUGUUGGCGUACUAGAAGCUGUUGUUCACAGCUCCAACUCUUGAAGUUCUUUCUCUAGAUUGUCGUCACACACAAACAGAUCCAAUCUGACUCAAUUCCUCUGUGUAAUUGGGAGGCCUCUUAGGUGAGUAGUGAGAGAUGGAGGAUAUAAGUAUGAUUCCAGAGUCUCCUGUCAUGCACCCCUCCCCAGUGAUUAACUUCUCCUCUCAGAGAAGUUACUUGCACAGAGUAUUGUAUUCCUAAGUCAGAGUGUCACACGCAAGCAGAACUGGAGGAGGUUUGCACCUAAUUCGUGGAGCUGAUUUCUUACGAUAGUGAUUAGUCUUAGGUCCCAGUUAAACCAACCAGAAGAAGUACCAGCACCUUAACAUUUUAGACUCUCAAAAGUGCAAAAUGAAAAAAUAAUUUUUUUAGAAGAUAUCAAGUUUGGGAAAGUAGAUAUUAGGACUAGUACAAGGUCUACUUCUAGAAUGUUGGACUGAAAAUAGUCUAACAAAAUCUUCCAAUUCCCUGUCCCCUUACUUAAAUAUUUUGAAUCCAAAGGAGAGAAAGGUGUUUCCACUCAGAAUUCAAAUAUUUAAUAAUGCCAACAUUUAUAAAAGGCCAGAGUAAAGAAAUAGUAGAUUUCCUUCCUGUUAGGCCUUAUCACAGGAGAGGGUUCCUAAUGUAUACUUGGAUCCCUUGUAGAGAGGAGGAAACUGCAGCCGAAUGGCCUCCAAAAAGAUGGCUCCUAGGGCAUAAUGGCAGGGCCCACAGGACCCUCCUUGGCAGAAGUAUUCCACAGCCAGCAGGCACUGACUAGAAUCACAAUACAAAUGCCAGGAAAGGGGGUGAGAGCUGAUUAAAGGCCUGGCACUUUCCUAACUCGGCUGGUGCUUCAGAGUCCUGUCAGGUACGCCUGUCUGGCAGAUGAGGACCCCAAGUCCACCAUCCACCAAGGCCCAGGGUCCUUGGCAAGACUGGGACCAAUUCCACACUCCUGCAUGUUGACUGCUGUCAAGGAAACAGCCAGGCAGAAGUCAUAGACUUAGGCUUUUUUCACUCAAGUCCAAAUGCUCCAUCUGGUACUCAUCUAAGUUCAACCAACCUCCACCAACCUCCAAAGUCUGAUAAUAAUCUUAGAAUGUGAAGGCCAGAAACACAUAGUUUUAGUUCUCUUUGCUCUCCCAGAUAGGUACCUCAAAAACUAUUAGCUGCAGGUAUUUGGGUAAACUUGGAAGGGUCUUUGCCAGGAUUUUUAGUAUUUUCUCUACUUAGUCAACCUGACUGGCUAACAUAAUUCCGCUUGCAGGUCAAGCGAUUCUUACAUCUCUCUCCCUGUAGUUUAAAGAAUAAGGACUGAAAAUGAAAAUGACAUCUUUCCAAGUGACAGCCCAGGGCUUGUUUUUUGCAACCUUUGUCUAUUUUUGAGAACCUGAGUCUUUCUCGACAAAGCGCUUCUGGCUGAGGUGGUCUGUGUCCCAACAGCUUUGGAGCUCCGGCCUGGCUCCUUCCUGCGUGGCUGUGACCUGCCUGGCGGACCUUAGACUCCAUUCAUGAGCUACCCUUGAAUAAACUCAUGGUCUUAUUUCAGAAGCACACGCGGGUGCGAACCACUCUCUCUGUACUUCUUAACUACUCAAGCCAGUCACAAGACUGUGAACACUACUCGGAGCCACUGGGAAAGGGACACUAGCUGGCAUGUGGGCACACAAGUAUCCAUGGAACAUGAAGUCUUUGCUGAAGACAUGCUGGCGCCUGGUCCAGAUGAAGCUGCUGCGUCUUCUCUUUUUGAAAAUCUUUCUUCACGUUGCCUUGAACUGACAUUCUGGCUAUUCUAAGAAUUGAACCAUAACUACCAUAACCACCAGAUGUUACAGAAAGACUCAAAGGGACUGUUGCUUCAAAAUGUCAAGCAGUUUCUUGUGGAGUGGCACUCCUUGCAUCGCUAUCCAAGACUUGCUCCUUUUCCCUGUUUCCUGGCCUUCCCUGUGCAGUCCACAAGUGUAUGUGUGUUAAAGAUUUCCUAUUUGCUAGGAAGACAUACCAUUGAUUCCACUCAGAGACUGCCACAUGACUGCAGUGUGUUACUUUGGCAGGGGUUCCCAUGGGGAUUAUUUCCCAGCAGGCAGUGGAAUUAUGCAAAUGAUAUUUAAGGGUACAUCAUUGACCUGCCAUUUUAUAGCUGAAAAUGGUACACGAGGGCGCUGGGAUGCAGACUACGAAGGUUGAAGACCUAAACAAACCCCUAGACACCACGAGGGCCGUGCCCCACCCCCCCCCAGAGAAUUGAAUUAUGUUUCUAAGACAGAUUUGGCUGACUGAAAUAUUUUCUGACUGAAAUAUUGUCUCUCAGAUCAUAGAGUGGCUUUGGGAAGCUCCACACCUCGCUGCACUGGAAUGCGUUUAGCAAAACUGGUAGAGUCGGCUUAGCAACGGAACGGCCCUCUGGUGCUCUAGUUCUGGGCUUUAGCCGUCGUUGUGGAGACCAAUGUUGAUCCUAUGUCAGUGCUCUGUUGUGGAGACUGUUUCCAUUUCCUGUGUUUUUCUAAAGGGCUUUUGUCUGGGCUGGACCCAGGUUUUGUAUAUAGAAGACCCUGCCGCACGUAGGACCUCUCCCUUCUAGAUUCUGUACUCAAGCAUUGCCCUCAACAAUGCCCAAUGGUAUCUGUUAUUUUGGGUUUAAUACACUGAUUCAUACUAAUAAAUAUUUUUAAGUUUUA
Messenger RNA from Sorex fumeus (smoky shrew), 3868 nucleotides. RefSeq names its product RAB31, member RAS oncogene family (gene RAB31). The record is from RefSeq and is a predicted model, not a curated record. Gene Ontology annotation, molecular function: GTP binding; GTPase activity. The transcript is spliced from 7 exons. Lineage: Eukaryota; Metazoa; Chordata; Mammalia; Eulipotyphla; Soricidae. Bases 98 to 685 code for a protein of 195 amino acids.